AUGUCGCAGCUACACAAGGAGGUCACCGCGAGAGCUGCUACUUCGACCGCGGCCCUCACGAGCCCUGGAACCUUGGACUCUCCAAGUUCUAACGCCGACACCGCUCCUGUUGAUGCCUCUUCCCCAAACCGGCCUACCGCUCCUCGUGGCUGCACUUGCGCCUCCAAGUGCAACGCGGUCUUUGCAGAUUAUGAGCGCCCUAAGGUGAUUGACUUCACCAAUGCUCCUCCCAUCUCCAAGGCAGAAGAAGAGUCGGGGCCUUCCAAACCAGAUGAGCCAUCUCAAUCAUCAUCAUCGUCAUCGUCAUCGUCGUCAGAGCCCGCGCCAUGCCUCAACUUGCCAGAGUACACCGACGACGCGCCGUGGGUCUACGAGGCGUGCAAAGACCCGACAAGGUGCAGCAGCCACUGCUCCAGAGCCCAUGCAGACUCAAUCGUCAUCGCGCUGCACGGCGAGAAGUGCCUCGACGGCAAGCUGCGCUACUCGCUCUACUUUGGCCGCGACAACCCCUACAACAGUGUCUUUGAGCUCAACGACCUCAAGCCUGGCGUCAGUAACACCGUACUCGCCUCCCUCGACGCCGCCAUCAAGGCCCUCUACCUCUUCAAAGAGGUUCGGAUCCAUGCCCCCGGCUUCCACCCCUUCCACUCGCCGCACUACACCAAGAUCGCCGUCAACGCCCUGAGCAUGGCGGUCGACCCCUUGCGCAUCUCAUCGCGCCUGCCCUACAGCAACACGCCCGGCGCGCUGGACAUUGCCGAGGACAAGAAUAAGCAGGCUGCCAAGGCGUGCUGCAAGUGCGCCUGCGACCCGGAGUGGUGCAUCUGGUGCCGGCCGAAGCGCCUGAUCGUCAAGACCGACUCGGCCGUGCUCGUCGAGAUAAUCACGGAUCGCGUGACCAAGUGGGUGCGCAGCGGCUUCACGCCAAUGCCAAAGCUAUCGAACGCGUUCCAGGUCGUGUACGACCUGCUGGGCCAGAUCCUGUACGAGUUCUGGCACAACAAGUGCGCGCUCGAGUUCUGGCUCGUCGACGCCGAGGAGCACAACUCGAUGGCCGUGGGCAUGACGCGCGCAGCUUCGAUGGUGGACAAGGUCAGGGGCAGUGUUGCAGAGGCGGCCAAAGACGCCAAGACCUGA
Molecule: messenger RNA, 1137 nt
Organism: Thyridium curvatum
Lineage: Eukaryota; Fungi; Ascomycota; Sordariomycetes; Thyridiales; Thyridiaceae
Exons: 1
Coding region: 1-1137 (378 amino acids)
Molecular function (GO): nucleic acid binding
Source: RefSeq, a predicted model, not a curated record